GGGGGAGAAGAGAACUGACACGAGAAAAUGGAUUAAAUAGUACGAAGGAGCAAAGCAUAUCCCAUUUCUCGUCAGUCGUCACCAACAAAGAGUAGAAACAGAGAAAUUUCUGCGCUCGUCGGGCAGCUAUUAAGAUCCAAUCGUAUCUUCGCUCCUCCAAAAAUUCACUCUCUUCACGUCUCUACUGUCAGUACAGGAUCGUCAAAAUUGAAUUUUUAUGGAGGGUGUUGGAGAUGGUGGUGCAUCAGCAGCUGCAGCGUUGAACCAACGAAGGCUUGAGCUUUCAAAACUUUUCCAGUAUUACUUAGAUAAAACCACUCCUCAUGCACUCUAUAGGUGGAUUGGAACCGUUGGCCUAGCAUUCCUUUAUGCUCUUCGGGUUUAUUAUGUUCAAGGAUUCUACAUUGUUACAUAUGGUUUGGGUAUCUACAUACUCAAUCUGCUGAUUGGUUUCCUAUCGCCUCUUGUUGAUCCUGAGCUGGAACCUUCUGAUGGAGCUAUGUUGCCAACUAAAGGUUCAGAUGAGUUCAAGCCUUUCAUUCGUCGCCUUCCGGAGUUCAAGUUCUGGAGGCGACCUUGUCAUAGGACAUUGAGAUAACUUCCUAGCAACUUCUGCACUUGCUUGUGGGCUUCCUAGGAUGCUGUCACGGGGGUUACAUAUAGGGAUUCAAGGUAGGCAAUGCCGAAGAGGAUGUUUGACCAUAU
Molecule: messenger RNA, 705 nt
Organism: Nicotiana tabacum (common tobacco)
Lineage: Eukaryota; Viridiplantae; Streptophyta; Magnoliopsida; Solanales; Solanaceae
Source: RefSeq, a predicted model, not a curated record